AUGUUAACUUCGGUGUUCUUCAUCAAACUUUCAGAGUUGUUUCGACGAUGCAUAUUACCACUUAGUUUCGUACGGCUCUCCGCCCUGGCAUCCUCGUCUGCACCUGAAACUGCACAAACUAUUAUGCUACCGUGGUUCGAAACUUUCCUGCCGUUCCUGGAUACUCCAGCUACGGUCAGGAUGCCUCACGUUGUGUCCUUUGUCUCGACAAUAGACAUCGGGAUCUGGCGGAUCUCAAAUCCCUCCACACUAUGCGUUUUGCUGCUUGCUACCCGAUCGAACGAGCUUCCGUUGGCCGCCACAAGUGAACAAUGUGCAAUGGAAGCCAGGGUUGCAUGUUCGCCGAUUUAUGAGUUGUCGCCAAAGUAG
Molecule: messenger RNA, 369 nt
Organism: Marasmius oreades (fairy-ring Marasmius)
Lineage: Eukaryota; Fungi; Basidiomycota; Agaricomycetes; Agaricales; Marasmiaceae
Exons: 2
Coding region: 1-369 (122 amino acids)
Source: RefSeq, a predicted model, not a curated record